AUGUCACCAAUGUCAUCUGCAAAAACUCUCAUACCUCUGGUACACAGACCAAACCAAGAAAACAAAUACAAAUUUCUGAAUUAAAGCUUACAAAAAUGUGUGAUAUCGAAAGUGUAAACAAAAUUGCAAAAUAUUUAAAAGUCAAUGCUGGCAAGAUUUCGUACAACAGCGAUAAGGUCAUCACUCGAUCAACAAAAACUGAGAAUCUCAGCGGAUUUACAGCAAUUUUAAAUGCCAUUGCUCGUGAAAGUAACGUCGAUUGUGUCAAGUCAAUUUCCACCGAUGACAAACUACAAUGCUUAGUCUACCAAUGGAUUGAGUAUGCAUUUCUGUUCGUGGCACCGGCAGCGAAAAAUAAACAUGUGGCAGCAACAAUGUUAAAGGAAUUGAAUGGUCAUCUCAGUACACGGUCUUAUGUUGCGGGUAGUACACAAUUAACUGUGGCUGAUUUGGCUAUCUUUUUCGCUAUACAGCCAGUAAUGGCAACGCUCUCACCAUCGGAAAAAGAAAAUUACAUUAACAUCUCGAGAUGGUACAAUCACCUGCAGUUACAGCAUUUAAUUCGGCAAGGAUCUCCUUUGAUCAAUUUUUCCACGCUACAUCUGCAUGCAGCUACAGGAGGUCAUGCUUAGGAAAUUAUGAAUGAAAAGUGGUUUUGUGAUUGAAAUAAAUUCGAGUUAUCGAAUUGGAAAA
Bradysia coprophila is the source of this 693-nucleotide messenger RNA. It is a transcript of the gene AIMP3, whose product is annotated as aaRS-interacting multifunctional protein 3. NCBI's taxonomy places the organism in Eukaryota, Metazoa, Arthropoda, Insecta, Diptera, Sciaridae. Gene Ontology annotation, cellular component: aminoacyl-tRNA synthetase multienzyme complex; nucleus; cytoplasm. Gene Ontology annotation, biological process: positive regulation of DNA damage response, signal transduction by p53 class mediator. The record is from RefSeq and is a predicted model, not a curated record.